Molecule: messenger RNA, 1554 nt
Organism: Paecilomyces variotii
Lineage: Eukaryota; Fungi; Ascomycota; Eurotiomycetes; Eurotiales; Thermoascaceae
Exons: 3
Coding region: 1-1554 (517 amino acids)
Biological process (GO): positive regulation of proteasomal ubiquitin-dependent protein catabolic process; ubiquitin-dependent protein catabolic process; protein polyubiquitination
Cellular component (GO): cytoplasm; ubiquitin ligase complex
Molecular function (GO): ubiquitin protein ligase activity; zinc ion binding; ubiquitin conjugating enzyme binding
Source: RefSeq, a predicted model, not a curated record
AUGGCGGGCACACAUGAAACGAGGCGUGGAAAAAAGGCGACCGGCGCUUCUAGUCAGAAACAGAAACGACCGUCUUCAGAUGUACGCAGUGGGAGUGUCAAACCACCAGGUCGUGACUCGGAGGAGCAAGGGACCUCCAGACCGCCGCGCGAUGGAGUGAAAAAGACGAAGAAGCAGGGAGACGCAGGUUCUAGCACACGGAGGGUGGUUUCUGCCGCGCUAGCUGACACCAAGACGACUGCAUUGAACACAACGAAUUCGCGCACUAUCGAGCGUUCUUCCACGCAGCGCACCCUCGAUAAGGAUAACUCUCUCAAGACUCGAACUAUUAAUCGAAGCAGAGAUCGGUCGCUGAAGAGCACGAAGCCCAUAAGUUCUGGUAUCAAGACAGAUUCCUCGAAAGCGAAGACAGCUGCUGUGGACAAGCCUUCGAAUGGCAACACCAAGACAGCCCCGGCCCAAAGUAAGGGGCUUCGAAAACCUACUGGCUUUUUCUCCGCUUUGUUCGUAGCAUCACCUGCUCCGAACCCGCAAAGAAAAAUAACAUGCCUUACAUGCUUUUCGGACGAUAUUCCUGUGAGCAAAUCGGCUAAACUAGCCUGCUCUCACCGAAUGUGCCAUGCAUGCCUCAAACGUAUAUUUACUCUGUCCGUAACUGAUCCGCAGCACAUGCCACCGCGAUGUUGUACGUCUCAGCACAUCCCCCUAAGGCACGUGGACAAACUCUUUGACACGAAAUUCAAAAUCAAAUGGAACAAGAAAUAUCAAGAGUACACGACAAAGAAUCGCAUAUACUGCCCGACGAAGGGAUGCGGUGAGUGGAUCAAACCUGACCACAUCUUUGUGGAUACUAGCGGAGGUGCUUCUGGUGGCCGAAAGUAUGGGAAAUGCAGCCGAUGUAAAACGAAAGUCUGCUGCACUUGCAAUGGGAUAUGGCAUUCUGGAAAAGAAUGCCCGAAGGACGAAGAUACGAAGAGAUUUGUGGAAGUAGCGAAGGAAAAAGGAUGGCAGAGAUGUCACAGCUGUUCAGCUAUGGUUGAGCUGAAAGAGGGCUGCAACCAUAUGACAUGUCGCUGCACGGCCGAAUUCUGCAUGAUCUGUGGUUCCAAGUGGAAAACCUGUGAUUGUCCGUGGUUCAAUUAUGGUGCUGCCGACGAGGGAGAUAGACUGAACUUCAUGAACGUUCCCCAGCCGGUCAGAAAUAAUGUGGGUUAUCAGGAAGAACUCGAUCGAAGGAGAGAACAGGAACGGCAAGAUGAGGCUCUAGCUCGACGAAUGCAGUAUCUUGGAUUGUAUCAUCGUGCUGAACCAGAUGAAGCUAAUGAUGGAGUCUUUGAGGUGGGUAAUGCAACAGGCCACUUUAUGAAUGAACACUUUCACUUGCGACCGACCGGAGCUACAGCUGGCGAUGAAAGGCUUGCUAGACGAGCAACACACACUGGAGCUCGUCGCAAUCGCAACAUAGCAGCUGCGCGUUCGUACACGCCUUCGCCACCCCCGGAUCGAUCGAGGGAGCACCUGGGAAGGCGUAGGGAUCUUCCCAGGCGAACGUGA